CUCAUUAAAUGCAAGAUGCUUCUGUGGCUCAUGUGUUUGCACGGAGGUAGAGGUUUGCAAGACUGACGUAUCGGGUAAAGUCAGAGUGGUUACCACACCGACGGUGUAGCAGCUGCAUAAUAAAUGAUGGAGAGAAUCAUGUUAGGCAUGCCCACCUAACCUAACUUGAAUCAUGCGAAAGGGGAGCUGCUGGAAUUCAAAUAGACUUUCUGGUUCCCAGCAGUCGGCAGUAAUAGAAUGCUUUCAGGAAGAUGACAGAUGCAGGGGAAAGAUGCUGUUUUGCACUAUCUUGAUUUGUUACGGCAGCCAACUUAUUGGCAUGAUGGAGUGACAAGAAAAGCAGCUGGCAUGGAAGAUGAACGGGAAGAUGUUCAAAAGAAAACAUUCACAAAAUGGAUAAAUGCACAAUUUGCUAAGUUUGGAAGACGUUACAUUGAAGAUCUUUUUAAUGAUUUUCGAGAUGGACGAAGACUUCUGGAGCUCCUGGAAUGCUUUACAGGCCAAAAACUUGCAAAAGAAAAGGGGUCCACAAGAGUUCAUGCUCUGAACAAUGUCAACAAAGCACUGCAGGUUUUGCAGAGAUACAAUGUUGAUCUGGUAAAUAUUGGGAGCUCAGACAUUGUUGAUGGAAAUCAUAAGCUGACCCUUGGUUUGAUCUGGAAUAUAAUACUCCACUGGCAGGUCAAAGAUGUAAUGAAAAACAUCAUGGCUGGACUGCAGCAGACAAACAGUGAAAAGAUUCUGCUGAGCUGGGUCCGCCAAUCGACUCGUAAUUACCCACAGGUCAAUGUUAUCAAUUUCACCAGUAGCUGGUCUGAUGGAUUGGCUUUCAAUGCACUGCUCCACAGUCACAGACCAGACCUGUUUGAUUGGAACACUGUUGCUUCUCAGCAGUCACCUGUGCAACGAUUAGACCAUGCAUUCAACAUAGCCAGGAAACACCUGGGCAUAGAGAAACUCCUUGAUCCUGAAGAUGUUGCAACUGCCUGUCCAGAUAAGAAGUCCAUCUUAAUGUACGUGACUUCUCUCUUCCAAGUUCUGCCCCAGCAAGUCACUAUGGAAGCCAUCAGGGAGGUGGAGAUGUUGCCACGACACUCAAGGGUCACUACAGAAGAGCACAUACAAGUACAUCAUCAACAGCUUUUUUCACAAGAAAUCACAGUCAGUGUACCCCAGAGACCUUCGCCUUCUCCUAAACCACGGUUCAAAAGUUACGCAUAUACACAAGCUGUGUAUGUCACAUCCCCUGACCAAAAAAGGAGGCAGGUUCCUCCACAGUUUUCAGAAACUGUUAAAGAGAAGACAUACAGCACCAUACAGAUGGGAUCUGAAAUGGAUCUUGAAAACUAUCAAACUGCUUUAGAGGAAGUACUCACAUGGCUUCUCUCUGCUGAAGAUGCAUUACAAGCACAAGGAGACAUAUCCAAUGAUGUAGAAGUUGUUAAAGAACAAUUUCACACCCAUGAGGGUUUUAUGAUGGAGUUAACAGCUCACCAGGGACGUGUUGGCAAUGUUUUGCAAGUUGGAAGUCAACUUUUAACAAUUGGAAAGCUUUCAGAUGAUGAAGAGAAUGAAAUCCAAGAACAAAUGAAUCUACUUAACUCUCGAUGGGAAAGUCUCAGGGUAGCAAGUAUGGAAAAACAAAGCAAUUUACAUAAAAUUCUAAUGGAUCUGCAGAAUCAGCAGCUAGCCCAGUUAGCUGACUGGUUGACAAAAACAGAAGAAAGGACAAAGAAAAUCGAUUUGGAGCCCUUAGGUCCAGAUCUAGAAGACCUAAAACGUCAAGUAGAAGAGCAUAAGGCAUUUCAAGAAGAUUUGGAACAGGAACAAGUCAAGGUGAAUUCUCUAACUCAUAUGGUAGUGGUGGUGGAUGAAAACAGUGGAGACAGAGCUACUGCUGCACUGGAGGAACAGCUUCAGCACUUUGGAAACCGGUGGGCAGCCAUCUGCAGGUGGACAGAAGAUCGAUGGGUCCUUUUGCAAGAUAUUCUUCGUAAAUGGCAGCACUUUGCAGAAGAGCAAUGUCUUUUUGAUGCAUGGCUUACAGAGAAAGAGGAUGCUGUGAGAGAAAUUCAUACAACUGGCUUUAAAGAUCAAAAUGAAAUGCUGACCAGUCUACGCAAAUUAGCUAUCUUAAAAGGAGAUCUAGAAAUGAAAAGGCAAAUGAUGGCUAAGCUGAAGUCACUCAGUCAAGACCUCCUUGUAACUGUGAAAAAUAAAGCAGUGGCUCAAAAGUUGGAAAGUCGUCUUGAAAAUUUUGCCCAGCGCUGGGAGAGCCUUGUGCAGAAGGUGGAGAGCAACUCUAAACAGAUUUCACAGACUGUCACUACCACUCAGACAUCACUAACACAGACAACUGUAAUGGAAACUGUAACUAUGGUGACCACAAGAGAACAUAUCCUGGUUAAGCAUGCUAAAGAAGAACUUCCACCACCUCCACCCCACAAAAAAAGGCAGCUCCUUGUGGAUUCAGAAAUUAGGAAGAGGUUUGACUCAGAUACAACAGAGCUCCAUAGCUGGAUGACCCGGUCAGAAGCAGUGCUUCAGAGUCCUGAGUUUGCAAUGUAUCGAAAAGAAGGCAAUCUCUCAGAUCUCAGAGAAAGAGUCAAUGCCAUCCAGCGAGAAAAGCCUGAGAAGUACAGAAAACUGCAAGAUGCCAGCAGAUCAGCUGAGGCCCUGGUGGAACAGAUGGUGAAUGAGGGUCUGAAUGCUGACAACAUUAGACAAGCUUCAGAGCAGCUGAAGAGCCGCUGGAUUGAGUUCUGUCAGUUGCUGAGUGAAAGACUGGCAUGGCUGGAGUACCAAAAUAACAUCAUUGACUUCUACUCCCAGCUGCAGCAACUGGAGCAGACAGCAGUUAUGGCAGAAAACUGGCUGAAAGCACAACCCACACCAGCAACAGAUCCUGCUACAGUAAAAAGUCAGCUGGAAAAAUGCAAGGAUGAAAUCAUCCGAAUGUCAACCCUUCAGCCUCAAAUUGAACGGCUAAAGGCUCAAAAUCAAGCGCUCAAAGAGAAGGAACAAGGGCCAGUGUUUCUGGAUGCUGACCUGGCUGCUUUUACCAGUCAUUACAAAAAAAUACUUGCUGACAUGCAUGCCAGAGAAAAGCAGCUACAAACCAUUUUUGACAGUUUGCCUCCUGCACACUACAAAGAGACAAUGAACACUUUACUCGUGUGGAUCCAGCAGUCAGAAACUAAACUCUCCAUGCCUCAGGUUGCAGUUGCUGAAUAUGAAAUCAUGGAGCAGAGACUCAGGGACCUCAAGGCUCUACAAAGUUCUCUGCAAGAACAGCAAAAAGGCCUGAACUAUCUCAGCACAACUGUGGAAGACAUGUCCAGGAAAGCCCCUGCAGAAGUCAGCCAAAGAUAUCGAUCAGAGAUCGAGGUGAUCCUUGGCCGCUGGAAGAAAUUAUCAGCACAGCUAGUGGAACAUUGCCAGAAACUUGAGGAGCUUAUGACCAAACUCCAGCGAUUCCAGAAUGACACUAAAACACUGAAGAAAUGGAUGGCUGAAGUAGAUGUUUUUCUAAAAGAAGAGUGGCCUGCCCUUGGUGAUUCAGAAGCACUGGAAAAACAACUUGAGCAAUGUACAGCUUUAGUAAAUGAUAUCCAGACAAUCCAACCCAGUUUGAACAGUGUUAAUGAGGUUGGGAAGAAAAUGAAGAGUGAAGCGGAGCCAGAAUUUGCUUCCAGAAUAGAGAAAGAACUGAAGGAUCUCAAUGUUCAAUGGGAACACAUUUGCCAACAGGCCUAUGAUAAGAAGGCAGCAUUAAAAGGUGGUUUGGAUAAAACUGUGAGUCUCAGAAAGCAUUUGUCAGAGAUGCAUGAAUGGAUAACCCAAGCUGAGGAAGAAUACCUGGAAAGAGAUUUUGACUAUAAAACACCAGAUGAAUUACAGAAAGCUCUUGAGGAACUGAAGAGAGCAAGAGAGGAAGCCAUGCAGAAAGAAGUGAAAGUGAAGCUUAUUACUGAUUCUGUGAAUAAUUUUAUAGCAAAGGCUCCACCUGCAGCUCAUGAGGCUUUGAAAAAGGAGCUUGAUGUUCUAAUUACCAGCUACCAGCGACUCUGCAGCAGACUGAAUGGAAAGUGCAAAACUUUGGAGGAGGUAUGGGCAUGUUGGCGUGAAUUAUUGUCAUAUUUGGAUGCAGAAAGUAAAUGGUUGAAUGAGGUUGAGCUGAAGCUCAAGGCAACUGAAAAUAUCCAGGGAGGUGCAGAAGAGAUUUCUGAGUCUCUAGAUUCUUUGGAAUGUUUAAUGAGACAUCCAGAAGACAACCGCAACCAGAUUCGGGAGUUGGCUCAGACUUUAACUGAUGGUGGAAUCUUGGAUGAAUUGAUCAAUGAGAAACUUGAGAAGUUUAAUACUCGAUGGGAAGAAAUUCAGCAGGAGGCUGUGAGAAGACAAAAGAGUCUUGAACAGAGUAUUCAAUCUGCCCAGGAGACUGACAAAACCCUGCGCUUAAUCCAAGAGUCUCUUGCUGUUAUUGACAAGCAGCUAACAGCCUACCUUGCAGACAGAGUUGAUGCAGCACAGGUACCUCAGGAAGCACAGAAAAUACAAUCUGAAUUAACAAGCCAUGAGAUAAGUUUGGAAGAAAUGAAGAAACGAAACCAGGGUAAAGAUGCUGCCAAAAGAGUGCUUUCCCAAAUUGAUGUGGCACAGAAAAAGCUGCAGGAUGUCUCCAUGAAGUUUCGCUUGUUUCAGAAGCCAGCCAACUUUGAACAGCGCCUACAAGAAUGUAAAAGAAUUUUAGAUGAAGUGAAAUUGCAGGUGCCCAAGUUGGAGACAAAGAGUGUUGAGCAGGAAGUAGUACAAGCACAGCUGGAUCAUUGCAUGAAAUUAUAUAAAAGCCUGAGUGAAGUGAAGUCUGAAGUGGAAACAGUGAUAAAAACUGGGAGGCAGAUUGUUCAAAAACAGCAGACAGAGAACCCAAAAGAACUGGAUGAAAGGCUUACAGCUUUGAAGUUGCAAUAUAAUGAAUUGGGCGCAAAGGUGACAGAAAAAAAGCAAGAGUUAGAGAAAUGCUUGAAAUUGUCCCGGAAGCUGCGGAAAGAAAUUAAUGCUAUGACAGAAUGGCUUGCAGCGACAGAUGCAGAAUUGACAAAGAGAUCAGCUGUGCAGGGGAUGCCUAGCAAUUUGGAUGCUGAAAUUGCCUGGGGCAAGGCAACACGGAAGGAGAUUGAGAAACGCCAGAUCCAACUUAAGAGCAUCAGUGAUUUAGGAGAGAAUUUGAAGACAGUGCUGAAAGGAAGGGAAAGUCUAGUGGAGGACAAACUCAUCCUCCUGAACAGUAAUUGGAUAGCAGUAACGUCACGUGCUGAGGAAUGGUUCAAUCUGUUGCUGGAAUAUCAAAAGCACAUGGAGGCUUUUGAUCAGAAUCUAGCUAAUGUCACAACUUGGAUGUAUCGCGCUGAAAUACUGUUGGAUGAAUCUGAUAAACAAAAACCCCACCAAAAAGAGGAAAGUCUUAAGCGCUUAAAGGCUGAGCUGAAUGAUAUGCAUCCAAAGGUGGACUCUGUGCGUGACCAAGCGAUAGACUUGAUGACAAACCGUGGAGAUCACUGCAGGAAAGUAAUAGAGCCUAAACUGUCAGAGCUCAACCAGCGAUUUGCAGCUAUAUCACAAAGAAUUAAGAGUGGAAAGCCCUUCAUUCCUUUGAAAGAACUGGAGCAAUUUGACUUUGAUAUACAGAAAAUGCUUGAACCACUGGAGGUUGAAAUUCAGCAGGGCGUGAAUCUGAAAGAGGAGGACUUCAAUAAAGAUAUGAGUGAAGAAGAUGAAAGCACAGUGAAAGAAUUGCUGCAAAGGGGUGACACACUUCAAAAGAGAAUCACAGAUGAGAGAAAACGGGAGGAAAUAAAGAUAAAACAACAGCUGUUGCAGACUAAACAUAAUGCUCUCAAGGACUUGAGAUCUCAAAGAAGAAAAAAGGCUUUAGAGAUUUCUCAUCAAUGGUAUCAGUACAAGAGGCAGGCUGAUGACCUAAUGACAUGGCUGGAUGACAUUGAGAAAAAGUUAGCCAGUCUACCAGACCACAAAGAUGAGCAGAAGCUAAAGGAGAUUGAUGGAGAAUUGGAGAAGAAGAAGGAAGAUCUGAAUGCGGUGCACAGGCAGGCUGAACGCUUGUCUAAGGAUGGGGCUGCAAAAGCAGUGGAGCCAACUCUGAUACAGCUCAGCAAGCGCUGGCGAGAUUUUGAGAGCAAAUUUGCUCAAUUUCGAAGACUCAACUAUGCACAAAUUCAAACAGUUCCUGAAGAUACAACCUUUGUGGUGACCGAAACUAUGACUGUGGAAACCACUUACGUGCCUUCUACAUACCUGGCAGAGAUCCUUCACCUUCUGCAAGCCUUGUCUGAAGUAGAAGAGCGCCUUAAUUCUCCUGUUCUGCAGGCUAAGGAUUGUGAGGAUCUCUUCAAACAAGAAGAGUGUCUUAAGAGCAUUAAAGAUAGCCUGGGGAGACUGCUGGGUCAUGUAGACAUUAUUAACAACAAGAAGAUGCCAGCUUUGCAAAGUGCUACACCAAGGGAAGCAGCAAAUAUACAAGAAAAGCUGGCUCAGCUUAAUCUUCAAUGGGAGAAAGUUAACAAGAUAUACAGGGACCGACAGGCACGGUUUGACAAAUCUUUGGAAAAGUGGCAGCUUUUUCAUUGUGACAUGAAAGGCUUUAAUCAUUGGCUGUCUGAAACUGAAGAGAAGCUGUCGAGAGCACAGAUAGAGGCUGGAGAUGUGGGUCAUAUGAAAACCAGCCAAUUUCUCCAGGAGCUUCAGGAUGGCAUUGGGAGACAGCAAACUGUUGUCAAAACAUUGAAUGUAGCUGGUGAAGAGAUUAUUGAGCAGUCAUCCACAGCAGAUGCUAAGGUGCUGAAGGAACAACUGGAAAGUUUGAAUAGCCGGUGGCAGGAGAUCUGCAGACAGUUAGUAGAGAAAAAAAAGAGGCUAGAGGAAGAAAAGAAUAUUUUAUCAGAAUUUCAAGAGGACUUGGACAAGUUGAUUUUAUGGUUAGAGGAAGCAGACAGCAUUGUUGGUAUUCCCCUUGAACCAGGGAAUGAAGACCAGUUAAGAGACUGCCUUAGCAAAGUAAAGUUCAGAGUUGAAGAGCUGCCACCCCACAAGGGAAUACUGAAACGAUUAAAUGAAACUAGAGGAACAGCGCUUGGAAGUGCAUCACUGAACCCAGACAAAAAACAUAAGCUUGAGAGUACGCUGAAGGAAGCUAACCAUCGCUUGUUAAAGGUGUCCAAAGAUCUCCCAGAGAAACAAAAAGAAAUAGAGAUUCUGCUAAAGGAUUUCAUCGAACUUGAUCAACAACUAAAUCAGGUGAUAUUGUGGGUAACACCUGUCAAGAACCAGUUGGAGCUUUAUAACAAAGUGGGUCAACCAGGAGCUUUUGAUAUAAAGGAAACUGAAGCAGCAGUGCAGGCUAAACAGCCGAAUGUGGAAGAGGUUUUGUCUAAAGGGUGUCAUUUAUAUAAGGAAAAACCAGCCACUCAUCCAGUAAAGAAAAAAUUAGAAGACUUGAAUGCUGACUGGAAGGCAAUAAACCACUUAAUUCAACAACUAAAGGAAGAGCCAGCAUUAGCAGCAUUUGGCCUUUUCUCUUCAGGUGUCUUAACUUCUGGUGAAACUGUUGCUGUGGAUACGCAAACCAGAGUAACCAAGGAAACCACCACCUUCAAACCAGAAAUGCCAUCUUCUGUGCUUUUGGAGGUUCCAGCCUUGGCUGACUUCAAUAAGGCAUGGGCAGAACUCACUGACUGGCUUUCUCGACUGGAUCGAGAGAGGAAAUCUCAGAGAGUGAUAGUAGGUGAUCUGGAUAAUAUCAACGACAUGAUCAUCAAACAAAAGGCAAUACUACAGGAUCUGGAGCAAAGACGUCCCCAGCUGGAUGAACUGAUAACUGCAGCACAAAAUCUAAAAAACAAGACGAGCAAUCAGGAGGCCAGAACUAUAAUUACUGACCGCAUUGAAAAGAUACAGAGCCAGUGGGAUGAAGUGCAUGGACACCUCCAAAGCCGGAGACAACAGCUUCAUGAAAUGUUAAAGGAUUCAACACAGUGGCUAGAAGCUAAACAAGAAGCUGAGCAGGUUCUUGAACAAGCAAAAGCCAAGCUUGAGUCAUGGAAAGAAAUUUCCUACACCGUGGAAGCUCUGAAAAAGCAGAAUAUGGAGCUCAAGCAAUUUUCAAAAGAAGUACGACAAUGGCAAAUAAAUCUAGAUGUGGCAAAUGACAUGGCACUUAAGCUACUCCGUGAUUAUUCAGCAGAUGACACCAGAAAAGUAGAACUGAUGACAGAUAACAUUAAUGCAACGUGGGCUGCCAUUAAUAAGAGGGUUUGUGAGCGUGAAGCUGCACUGGAAUCAGCCCUAAGAAUGUUGCAGCAAUUCUACCUGGAUCUCGAAAAGUUCCUUGCUUGGCUUACAGAAGCUGAAACAACUGCAAAUGUCCUGCAGGAUGCUGCACACAAAGAAAAGGAUGCCAAAAUGGUUCGGGAGCUCAUGAAACAGUGGCAGGAACUACAGGCAGAAAUUGAUGCUCAUACUGACAUCUUUCACAACCUGGAUGAAAAUGGGCAGAAAAUCCUGAGGUCCCUGGAAGGCUCUGAGGAUGCAGCCCUGUUACAGAGACGCCUGGAUAACAUGAACCUCAGAUGGAGUGAUCUUAGGAAGAAAUCCCUAAACAUUAGAUCCCAUUUGGAAGCCAGUACAGAUCAGUGGAAGCGUUUACAUCUCUCUCUUCAGGAACUUUUGGCAUGGCUGCAAUUGAAGGAGGAUGAAUUAAAACAGCAAGCACCCACUGGUGGAGAUCUUCCCACUGUGCAGAAACAGAAUGAUAUUCAUAGGACUUUCAAGAGAGAGCUGAAAACAAAAGAACCUGUUAUCAGGAGUGCGCUUGAGACUGUGCGAAUCCUCUUAGCAGAGCAGCCUGUGGAGGGAGUAGAGAAGCUCUACCCAGAACCAAGAGAGCUGCCACCUGAGGAAAGGGCCCACAAUGUCACAAAACUUCUCCAAAGGCAAGCAGAUGAGGUCAGAACUGAGUGGGAUAAGCUGAAUCUACAGUCUGCUGAUUGGCAAAAGAAGAUAGAUGAUGCUCUUGAAAGACUGCAGGGCCUUCAAGAGGCAAUGGAUGAACUGGACCUAAAACUACGCCAGGCUGAAGUGUUCAAGGGAUCCUGGCAGCCGGUGGGGGAUCUGCUAAUUGACUCUCUGCAGGAUCACUUAGAAAAAGUCAAGGUUUAUCGAGCAGAAAUUGUACCCCUCAAAGAAAAGGUGCAUCAUGUCAAUGAGCUCGUUCACCGAUUCACUCCCUCUGAUAUUCAACUCUCUCAGUACAAUCUCAGCUGUGUGGAAGACCUGAACACAAGGUGGAAGGUGCUACAGGUGGCCAUUGAUGAGCGCAUCAGGCAACUGCACGAAGCUCACAGGGAUUUUGGCCCUACUUCCCAGCAUUUUCUUACCACUUCUGUCCAAGGCCCCUGGGAGAGGGCAAUCUCACCAAACAAAGUGCCGUAUUAUAUCAACCAUGAGACGCAAACGACUUGCUGGGAUCAUCCCAAGAUGACUGAGCUUUACCAGUCAUUAGCUGACCUGAACAACGUCAGGUUCUCGGCGUACAGGACUGCCAUGAAACUCCGCAGGCUGCAGAAAGCUCUCUGCUUGGAUCUCCUGAGUCUUUCUGCUGCAUGUGAUGCGUUGGACCAGCACAAUCUCAAACAAAAUGACCAGCCGAUGGAUAUUCUGCAGAUCAUUAACUGCUUGACCACCAUUUAUGAUCGACUGGAACAAGAGCACAAUAACCUGGUCAAUGUUCCUCUCUGUGUGGACAUGUGCCUCAACUGGCUGCUGAAUGUCUAUGACACGGGCCGAACAGGAAGGAUCCGUGUCUUAUCUUUCAAAACCGGUGUUGUAUCCCUUUGCAAAGCACACCUGGAAGAUAAAUAUAGAUACCUGUUCAAGCAAGUGGCAAGCUCCACUGGCUUCUGUGACCAGCGCCGGCUGGGGCUCCUGCUGCACGACUCCAUCCAGAUCCCUCGGCAGCUGGGGGAAGUGGCCUCCUUCGGGGGCAGCAAUAUCGAGCCGAGCGUCAGAAGCUGCUUCCAGUUUGCCAACAACAAACCAGAGAUCGAAGCAGCCUUGUUCCUGGACUGGAUGAGGCUGGAACCACAGUCCAUGGUGUGGCUGCCUGUCUUGCACAGGGUGGCUGCUGCUGAGACUGCCAAACACCAAGCAAAGUGUAACAUCUGCAAGGAGUGCCCAAUUAUUGGAUUCAGGUACAGAAGUUUAAAGCACUUUAACUAUGACAUCUGCCAAAGUUGCUUCUUCUCUGGCCGUGUGGCAAAAGGUCAUAAAAUGCACUAUCCCAUGGUGGAGUACUGCACACCAACAACUUCAGGAGAAGACGUCCGUGACUUUGCCAAGGUACUAAAAAACAAAUUUCGAACAAAAAGAUAUUUUGCAAAGCACCCACGAAUGGGCUACCUGCCUGUGCAAACUGUCUUGGAGGGAGACAACAUGGAAACUCCUGUUACUCUGAUCAACUUCUGGCCAGUAGAUUCUGCGCCUGCCUCGUCCCCUCAGCUUUCACAUGAUGAUACUCAUUCACGCAUUGAACAUUAUGCUAGCAGGCUAGCAGAAAUGGAGAAUACCAAUGGUUCUUAUCUAAAUGACAGUAUUUCACCUAAUGAGAGCAUAGAUGAUGAACACUUGUUAAUCCAGCACUACUGCCAAAGUCUGAACCAGGAGUCCCCACUGAGCCAGCCCCGAAGCCCUGCCCAGAUCCUGAUUUCUCUGGAGAGUGAGGAGAGAGGUGAAUUGGAGAGAAUCCUUGCGGACCUGGAGGAAGAAAACAGAAACUUGCAAGCAGAGUAUGACCGUCUGAAGCAACAGCAUGACCACAAAGGACUGUCUCCACUGCCGUCCCCACCGGAGAUGAUGCCAGCUUCUCCACAAAGCCCCCGCGAUGCUGAGCUCAUUGCCGAAGCCAAGCUGCUUCGCCAGCACAAGGGCCGCCUGGAGGCCAGGAUGCAAAUUCUGGAGGAUCACAACAAACAGCUGGAGUCACAGCUGCACAGGCUGAGGCAGCUGCUGGAGCAGCCACAGGCAGAUGCCAAGGUGAACGGUACAACACUGCCAUCUCCUUCUACCUCUUUGCAGAGGUCAGACAGCAGUCAGCCAAUGCUUCUUCGUGUAGUUGGCAGCCAGACUUCAGAAACCAUGGGCGAGGAUGAGCUGCUCAGCCCUCCCCAGGACACAAGCACAGGUUUGGAGGAAGUGAUGGAGCAGCUGAACAACUCCUUCCCCAGCUCCAGAGGAGGAAAUGCCCCUGGAAAGCCAGUGAGAGAGUGGAGACAGUGGCAGCUCAGUGAUCUGCAUUUUCCUACAACUUCUCAGAGGUGGAAACUCAGGCACCACUACAGGAAAACACUACAUCAAAAUUAAGCCUCUGUACAAUAAAUGUGGUCAGCAAAUAUGCUGCAGUCAUUGACUUGUGUUCUGUUGCUCUUGUAUGUAAGCACAACAGGGAGACCCACGUCUCUUGCUGUCCUGCUUACAUACUUAUCAAUUGUAUGUAUGUACAUGUGCCAAUAUACCUGCUAUCAUCUGCAGUUACUAAACAGUUUUUUUCUUUUUCUUUAGAAUGGUGAGAGUUGAGAGGUAUAAGAGAUUCAGGUGUUUUAAUUUCCUGGUAUACUAUUGCAGAAUGAAGAAUGCUACUAACAUUCACCAGCUCCACAGUGUUGUGUUCGGCAAUGCAAAUGGGCGAUCGUUUUCACUGUGCACUUUGGACACGGCUGGUUUGAUGCAAAAUAGAUUCUAGAAUUUAUACUUCACUGCUUGUUAAUGGAGGACAACAUUUUGCGCUGUGUUGUCAUAGCACCUUUGAAAGUAUUUCCAGAGAGCCUUGAUUUUUCCUCUGUGAAGCUGCUCUUCACUCGCCAACCAGAUACAAGGUUUGAAAGCUGAAUUCCUAGUGAAAAUUAUAUUAAAGAUGAAAUAUUCAGAGGCUGCCUGAGUGCAAUUGCAAGUAUCUGUGAAAUGACCUUUCCUGCACAGAUGAUGUUCAGUGUGGAUGAGGCAGAAAUUGAAGGGUAACUCGGUUUGCAAACUUCUGCUGGUGCAGAGAACGGGGGUCAUGCAAGCGCACUGCACUGGGGUUUUUAGCAGUGCUGCUGUAAACCCCCCGUCACUGACAAGCUGCCCUCGGUAAGCCAGGAUUUGUUCCAAUGUGGUGCCUGGAAAUACAGUGAUUCUCUGCAUUGGCUGUAGGAUCUGGCACAGGUCCAGACACUUCUAGGUGUAAGAUCCUCGGUGUGGUUAAGUCUGUCCUCAAAUGGCAGGUCCUCUCAUAUGGAUCCAAAAUAGGGUGCUUGGGAUGUCACUCAAAGGCUGCACCAGUCCAGAAAUUUAAUGGAAAUUAUUUCAUUUUCAGCCCUGCAUGUUCUCAGCUCAUACAGCCUGAGAAUUGUUCACCAGCUCAGCAAAGCAGGUGGUUGAUUUCUACUAUCCUCAUUCAGGUUUCUGCAUACUAUUCAGAAAAAGCUUCUGCUGCUGAGGGCAUAUUUGAUACAAUUAAUAAAUAAUACAUAGAUAGGAAAAUGUGCAUGUCUUGCCUGAUCAGAUUCCAGCAGUUUAAUCCUAAAAAAGCUGACUUCAGUGAAUCACUCACCACUCUCCAGUUCCACUUGUUAUCGCUGAUGGUUCCAGAAGGGGCUUGGUAACUUGCAGAGCUGAAUAUAAAACGCGCUUCUCCACCUGAUUAUGAAGUCUAUGAGCUAAGGUAUACAACACUUUUUGCUUUAUGUAUGAUUCCAUUUGCACAAAGACAGAUCAUGCUGUUUUAAACCCACCCUGCCAGGUUUUGAUCCCAUUAAUCACAUUAGGUAUUGUUUUCACGUGUAAUCCCAUGGAUUUUGUAGCGUUGCUUAAUAUGAAUAAGGGAAUCAAAAUCCAAGCUACCAACAGGAAGGAUUUUUCUUUUGACAGGGAAGAGUUAGAAAUCUGCUACAAAAAAAGGCACUGUAUUGUGUUGGGGUUUCUUAAUUUAUUUUCUGUCCACUCUUUCAGGUCUGAAUGCUUCAUGUUUAUUUCUCUGACAAGCUGUAGUAUAAGAUUGUUAAUUCAGUUACUGCGCCCUCACCUAAAGGCCUUAAUUCUAGUCGAGCCUCUAAAGCAAAUUCAGCAGAUGUGAAACAUCACUCCACAUGUGACUAGAAGUUAUGUAGUUAGUGUCUGCAGAAAUAGGUGUCUUCUGCUUUCAAAGCAAAUGUACUUGUGUUAAUACUCCCUCCAUUUUAUAAGUCUAAGUUAAUAAUGUCCAAGUCCACUUUGAGCUUUAUUGGUGCAUUUCAAAGUGUGUGCUGGUUUUUUUAUUAUACAGUAGCUUCUCUCAACCUUUCAGUGCCUCAAGCAUGGAGAAAACUUUUUCAGCUUUAAUGUUUAAAAAAAAAAAAACAAAACAGAAUUGAUGCCUUCUUUGGUGGCAUUACUUUAAAAAUAUGAGUAAUAAUGAGUGGACAGCUAUGAUUUAUAUUUUUCCAAGUGCUUUUAGGACAGUAUUUUUCUCAUUUUCUUGUUAAUCAAAAAUGUCAGUGUCUUGUGUUUCGGUCUUAGAGAGGGCAAGUAAGCAGUAUUCAACAGAGUAAGUAGAGCUAUAUAGAAACAGUGAGUAAAUCUGAGCCCUCAUUUAGGUAACAGGCACUAUAGAAGAGGGCGCAUUCAUUGCACAUACAGUACCAGGAAAUCAUGGCAUAUGUUGUUCUCAGCUCUUUGCAGUGUUGGUUACCUAGCUGUUAUUCCCAUGUGCAGGAGAGGCAAACAGCUGGUGGUGGGUGCACUGACGCCCAGCGAGGGUUCACUGGUUGAGUGGCUGAAGCACAGUUGCACUGCCCUCUCUUCUGACACAUCCUCCAUCCCACAACUGUCCUGAAGACUGCUGUCCCCAAGCUGUUGCACUUUACAGUCCAGCUUUUAACAUAAAUUGCAGUCAGCAGAUAUUUAUGGUCAUGCUCUGAGCUGUAAACUCAGAUGGCUCAGGAGGAGAUACACAAUUGUUCAGGUUUUCUGCAGAGGAAAUUAAGACCUGUGCUAGAAAGGUAGCAUGGAUGGUGUGGGGGAGAGGGAGUCAUAUCUCCUUAAUCACCCCAGCAUACCUCUGUGCGGUUUCCGUGGAGAGAGAUCGGAUUCAAACCAUGGUUACUGGUCUUGAAAGUGGUUUGUAGAGACAGGAUGCUUCAGGUCACUGCAGUUAUAUCAGUGUUAUUCCAAUAAAGCUAUGAUGGCACAUGCUACAAAUCUACCUGAGCCAUGUCAGAGUAUCAGGUAAGUAGAUCAAACCAGUGACAGUUACCAUUCUGUUUACAUAAGCAUCUCCCUUCAAAAAUAUGUUCUUGUUUUCAUAUGGCUUCAUUGAAUUUUCACUUUCUGUAGUGUAAUUUGCUGGAUUGAUCUCAGCCUGCAUGGUGUCAAUAAGAAAGAUUAUCCCUUACAUCUAAAAUAAAUGCGGUAGCAUACAUUUACUUUAAAGUAAACUGGUUUUUGGCCAAAACUUGGCAGGCACUGUUAGUUGAUGUGCUGAUGAGCAAAUUAGAAGUUUUUGCUUAGGAUUAAUAGGAUGGCUAUACCUUAAUGAUUUAUGGAUGAAACUGCAGUUUGAUGUAUCUGUUUUACAGUGCAUUAGUGCAAUUAGCAAACUGUCACAAGAUUAGAACAAGUAUUCCUUUGUAUCAAUAUCUGGCAAUUUGUGUCAUGCACAGCACAGAUCCCUGUAGAGUGGGCAGCUUGUUGAGUAGUAUUUGAGUGUAAAGGGUGAUAGUAGUUCUCCAGAAAACUACUCUGGAUAUUCCUCAGGUCAUUUUUUUCUAUUCCAUAAAUGCUGAUGAAUAUUAACUAAUGUUAUUCCAAGGUCCUGUGUUCUGUACAAAUGUCAGCAGUGCAUGACUACCAUAAUAUAUGAACAUUUGGAAGGAGAUUGUGAGUUUGAUUUGCUCCACAGGGAAGGUUCACUCCUGGUGUUAGAGAAGACAGUUGUGUCAGGAGGACACUCACUGUGUAGGUGGGCACUAGUAACAGUCAGGCUUCAAUACAUUACAGGCAGGGACUGCAUGAAAGGUGUAUGUGCAUACCCUGCUCAUGUCCUUUAUUCAUUUGGGUGCUCUUUCCUGAAGGACUAUAGCAAGGAGUUGUCAUCCAGGCUAAUGCAAAGCAUUCCUCGGAAGCAGAGUUGUGGGCAGAUUGCACUGUACUCCCCAUGUUUUUUCCAAACGGAUACUUUCAGGGAGUAAAUCAAACCCCUGAGGCCAUAGCAACAUACAGUUUUAUUGUGUCAUGCUUUCCCUGUUACAUACUUUCAGUUGCUGGCAAUCUGCAGCUUGGGGACUUCUUGAGUUAGCGGUCACAUGCACUUCUUUGCAUCUAAAUAAAUCUUUCUUCAGUGAUUAUUUUCUAACUUGGUUUUUAACUGAUUUAUGUGUUUGGCCUCAACAUUAGGCUGUGGCAAUGAGUUCAGUAAUGCAAUUAUGUGCUGUGUGGAGUAUAAUUUCCUUCUGCUUGUUUAAUGACCUUCUGUCUGCUCGUUCCUCCUUGUCCUUGCAAGAAAUCUUGAACACUUGGUUCUUGGUUUGGAUGCUUAUCUUGUAGGGUGCCUAGGUCUGUCAUAUAUUUUUUCAGUAGGGAGACUCCAGAUGGGGUUCAGCUGUGUAGACCAUGAUGUCUCUGUGUUUGAGAUGCUGCAGGGUAUUUGAGACACAGAGGGCUGCAAAUCUUGACACAGGACUUGCAAGAGACCCACACUCUUCUGAACAGCAACGGGAGACAGGCAGGGUUUGCCAAGGGCCUAAAAUGGCAACUUUUGGCAAUUUAAUCUAUCUUCAAAUCUGUUCAGUCUUUCAUUGUGAUGAAGGCAUUUCUUACUGCUGAUCAGCACUGCUACCUUUCAUUUCCCUUUGCAGCAGACGUAAAGUGAGUGUAAGAGGUUGUUACAGGUUUCAGCUCCAGAACUGUGCUCUGCGUUUAUCACUUAUAUGUGAGAGGACCAUGGGUUGUUGUGAUAGGACCUUAAGCUUUACAGGUGAGGAGAAAUGUCCAAGUGAACCACUGUAUAGUACAUACUUGAUAACUGGCAUCUUUGUGCUGAACUGCUGUUUGAAAAGGAAAGGAUAUUUUAAAAACGACUGAAUGAACUGCAGCCCUCAACAUUUUAGUGAUCUGUACAGUUAUCCUGCUGGGACCUCUUGGGUUUAAUGAUUUAGUUAAUUACUGCUGAUCUGUUUGUUUCUGUUUUUCUCCUUGAUAGACAUUGAAUGGUCAAACACUUGCAGCACCAGUCAGAAACUUUUCUGUGAUGUUGAUGGAUUUAAUCCUUCCUUUUGGUGAACAUUCAUAACGAUGAAGCUUCAUCACUACAGGGUGGGGUUUCUUGAAACACAAACACGCUGGCUUAUCAUCAGCAUAGUUUACCGUAGCCAUUCAAUCCAGUAUUGCUGUUAAGUGUUCUGCAAAACCGGCAACUUUUGCUAACAACAAAAUAUUGGACUCAUGCAGGAGACAUUUGAAAGAGUGUUCUCCAGUGUAUUCCACUGGGAAUGGCAGCAAGCAGUACUUGGAAAGUGAUGGAUCUGGUGCUCAGCCUCCCUUGUAAAACGUUCAUUCCUACCAACAUACUGCUGUGUCAUCUUCCUUUAAUUUCCUCUUCUUUGACUUUCUUUUUCAGGCCACAAUGUAGGGAGCCUUUUCCACAUGGCAGACGACUUGGGAAGAGCAAUGGAAACCUUAGUGACAGUGAUGACUGACGACAAGGUGUUAGAAUAGCAAGAUGUGUUUUACAACUUCAGGCAUCCCGCAUGGUUUUUAUAAUAUUCAUACUACAAAGAGGAUUAGACUGUAAGAGUUUACAAGAAAACAAAUCUAUAUUUUUGUGAAGGGUAGUGGUACUAUACUGUAGAUUUCAGUAGUUUCCUAAGUCUGUUACUGUUUUGUUAACAAUGGCAAGUUUUACACGUCUAUGCAAUUGUACAAAAAAUUAUAAGAAAACUACAUGUAAAAUCUUGAUAGCUAAAUAACUUGCCAUUUCUUUAUAUGGAACGCAUUUCGGGUUGUUUAAAAAAAAUUUAUAACAGUUAUAAUGAAAGAUUGUAAACUAAAGUGUGCUUUAUAAAAAUAAUUGUUUAUAGAAACCCCCUUUAAAAAAACACACAAAAAAAAAUUUACUGAGGCAGUGCAUUUGCUUAGUUUCAUUUCAGCUCUGUAACUGUAUCAGAGAGAUUCAUGUCCUAUGUUCUUUUCCUUGCCUAACAAAAAGAAAGGAAAAACAGUAUUUCCUGCAGCAACACCAAAAUGGCCAACUUACAUUUACUUGUAUUUGUCAUUGGUUUUGUCUGACUAGGGCUGGCUUAAAAAAAAAAAAGAAUCUCCUGAACUUCCAGUGAAGGUAGUUAUGUCACCUUUUUCCAAUAAAAUUAAGGAUUACAUGAAUUACACAGUUAGUUUGCAAUAAUUAAAUGAAAGAGCACAUUACAUGACAGAGCCUGCAGAAAAAAAAAACCAACCACCUAAAAAAAAAAACCUGAGAGAAUUCAAUAACCAUCCUAUGUGCCAGCAUUUUCUCUGCUGACUAAAUUCCUGAAUGCUAUUAGUAAAGGAAAGUAGAAAUUGCCUUACCAGAUUAAACCUUUGGACCUUGGUGUCUGGCACCCUGCUGGCUGCCAGUGCUUCAGCAGGAGCUGGGCCCUGCUCUCCCCUCACAGCUGGCAUCACCUUUGCUGCAGAGAAGAAAGGGAGAGAGAUGUUCCUCCUGACCUCCUGUGGGAUUAGCUUCUGACCCGAAGCACAAGUAGGUUAUUCACAGAGCAUCUUUGCUUGUCCAGCUCCUGAUGCUGUUAAUGAGCAUGAAGCUCCUCAAUCUUCUGCAAAAUGAAAUCAGAGCUUUCCACAAUGUGUGUCUCAACCUGCUACAGCAGCCAGUCCCAAGGAGCUGUAAUGCUGCAAGCAUCCUUUGGGAAAGGCUGUAGAAGAGUUACUGCUGUUUUUGCGCGCGCAUGGUGAUCAGGUGAAGGUAGCCACACUGCUCCAUGAGAUAUUUAUCACCAACACAAAGGCCCUGGUCCUUUCUCCUUCCCCAUUUCUCUCUACAAGUAAUCCCGCACAGCUAACAGUAACGUGAGAAAGAGAGGAACUGAUAGCAAACUGAUUAGCCAGCUUGACUGCAGCUCGUGAGAGGUAGGUUCAGGUAUGAGGUGCUGUCAGCAAAAGCUUUACCACUUCAUUCUCUUAACCAGCUUUUAAUUUUACCUUAGAAUAUGUAGAAACACACCAUCUGACUCUAUAUUGCAAGAGUAAAAAAAAAAUCUGUUACCUCUUCUUGUAUGAAGUGUAAUUAAACUUGGGAAAGAUUUUAUUUUGAAUGCUAGUUAACAUUGAACAUGGCUAGUCAUGCUAUUUCUACCUCACUUUGGUUUUGUGGUGUUCCUGACAAUUACGUACAGAUAAUGUUACAUCAUCACCACGUGUCCAUUGUGUGACCAGGUCUAAUCGUUUAAAUAAUACCAACAAUGAUAACCAUUUACAAAGCAUAAGUACAAUCUCCCCCAAAACCUCCACUUUCCUAAUAAAGAGCUUUUUAAACACUUUAUUACAAUAGGAACCCUCGGUAUUUCUCAUGGUCUUUUUUUAUCAGAAGGUUUAAAUUGAAAUGUGAGAAAGAGAUGGGUUUCUUCUUUUUUUUCCACCCUUAUAUGUUAAACCUUCUCUUAAGAAGAAAAUGGAGGGAAAAUGGAUUGCACGGUUGUUUUCAUCAGGGUUUUGUUUUGUUUGUUUUACUUUCUAGAUCUUAGUUUUGGAGUGAGUCUGUCAAAAAAUAUUUAAGAAGUUGAAAGCUUUAUCGCUGCUUUUUUAAGCAUAACUUGGGAAUUAUUUCAUGUUCCUUAUAAUGACAAAGUAUUAAACUGUAAAACAUAAUCAGUGUAGUUGAAUACAUAAAUACCAUAUGGCAUGUUAUUUCAUUGUUACUCAGUACUGGUUUAUUACUUGGAUAUCAUAAUAUAUUGUGUUUUAACACCAACACUGUAACAUUUACUAAUUAUUUUUAUAAACUUCUGUUUUACUGCAUUUUUUCACAACAUACCAAAUUUCACCAAAUAUAUGCCUUACUAUUGUAUUAUAUACUGCUUUACUGUGUAUAUCAAUAAAGCACGCAAUUAUGGUAUA
Strigops habroptila (Kakapo) is the source of this 19197-nucleotide messenger RNA. RefSeq names its product dystrophin (gene DMD). Lineage: Eukaryota; Metazoa; Chordata; Aves; Psittaciformes; Psittacidae. Gene Ontology annotation, cellular component: plasma membrane. Gene Ontology annotation, molecular function: zinc ion binding; protein binding. Bases 259 to 11436 code for a protein of 3725 amino acids. Gene Ontology annotation, biological process: synaptic signaling. The transcript is spliced from 79 exons. The record is from RefSeq and is a predicted model, not a curated record.